GUGCUGUUACGUUAUAUGUUUGCAAAUAAUGGCGUCGUUCCAUUUUAAAACUGCUAACACUUAAAGCGGCGGCAGUGCUAACACAGCUUCGGCAGCGCGCGAGAGAGAAGAGAGCCACCCCUCUACCUGGAGAGGAAGCCAGGGACCGGGGGCAGCCAUGGCAGCGAACAUGUACCGGGUUGGAGAUUAUGUUUAUUUUGAGAACUCAUCCAGUAACCCACUGCUGAUCCGGAGGAUAGAGGAGUUGAACAAGACAGCCAAUGGGAACGUGGAGGCCAAAGUGGUGUGUUUUUACCGGCGGAGGGACAUCUCCAGCACACUCAUCGCUCUGGCAGACAAACACGCAAGGGAGUUGGAGGAGGAGAUGGAGAAUCCAGAGAUGGCAGAUCUCCCUGAGAAACAGAAACACCAGCUCAGACACAGAGAGCUGUUCCUGUCCCGCCAGCUGGAGUCCUUACCAGCCACACACAUCAGAGGAAAGUGCUGUGUGACGCUGCUGAAUGAAACAGAAGCCCUGAAGUCAUACCUGGACAGAGAGGAUGCCUUCUUCUACUCACUGGUGUAUGACCCCCAGCAGAAGACCCUGCUGGCCGAUAAGGGGGAGAUCCGCGUAGGCAACAAAUACCAGGCUGACAUCACCGACCUCCUGAACGAAGGUGAGGAGGACACCAGGGACCUGGAGAAACUAGAGGAGAAAGUCUGGGACCCCAACAGCUCACUAACGGAGAAGCAAAUUGACCAGUUUUUAGUAGUAGCCCGGUCAGUAGGUACAUUUGCCAGAGCUUUGGACUGCAGUAGUUCUGUCCGACAGCCGAGCCUCCAUAUGAGUGCUGCUGCAGCCUCCAGAGACAUCACCUUGUUUCAUGCUAUGGACACCCUCCAUGCCACAGGCUAUGACAUGACUCGAGCCAUCGCAGCGCUGGUGCCUCAGGGUGGGCCUGUGCUCUGCAGGGAUGAAAUGGAGGAAUGGAGCGCCUCAGAGGCCAACCUGUUCGAAGAGGCGCUUGAAAAAUACGGCAAAGACUUCUCUGAUAUCCAACAGGAUUUUUUGCCCUGGAAGUCACUGACGAGUAUAAUUGAGUAUUACUACAUGUGGAAGACCACAGAUAGAUACGUACAGCAGAAACGAUUAAAAGCAGCUGAGGCGGAGAGUAAGCUCAAGCAGGUCUACAUCCCCAACUAUAACAAGCCAAACCCUAACCAGCUGAGUAACAAUGUAAAGCCGGCUCUUUUAAAUGGAGCAGCGGGUGCAGGCGUCCCAGGACAACCAGGCUCAGGGCAGACCCCCGGCCUGGGCAGAGCCUGUGAAAGCUGCUACACCAGCAGCUCCUACCAGUGGUAUUCCUGGGGACCUCCCAACAUGCAGUGUCGACUGUGUGCUUCAUGUUGGACCUACUGGAAGAAGUACGGAGGGCUGAAGAUGCCCACAAGACUGGAUGGAGAGAGACCGGGACCCAACCGCAACAGCACGAGCCCCCACGGUUUGCCCCUGCGGCACAGCGGCAGCCCUAAGUUUGCAGUAAAGACCAGACAGGCUUUUUACCUGCAGACCACCACCCUUACACGGAUGGCACGUCGACUCUGCCAGGAUAUCAUCCGACCUCGAUAUCUGGCCAGGCACCCCUACCUCCCUGUCAACACAGCAGCCAUCAAAGCAGAGUGUGCCCUGCGAUUAACAGAGAGGCCAAAAAAGCCUGUGCCACUGAAGCCUGUGGAGCGAAAACCUCUGGAGUCUGUGGUUCGGUACUUGGAAGCACAUCCCCGUCCACCCAAGCCUGAUCCGCCGAUUCGUGGAGCCACCAUCUCUACAGGCAGCUUGACCCCCAUAAAGUCUACUCCCAUCCUUAACAAUGGCUCACCCACCAUCCUGGGCAAACGCACUUAUGAACAGCACAAUGGACUGGAUGGUACCAAAUCUAAAGCCCUAACUCCACAGUGGGAUAUUAUGGCCAAACGUGUUAGUGAUGCAGGGCGAGCUUCUGCCUCGCUGCAGGAUGAGGUACAUGAACUGGACUGAACGGUCUCUGUGGGAACAAUCUCUACUGCAAGCCCCAGUGAGCAGAGAGAAACCUGAAACGGAGAUGGAUUUUUCCACUAAACCAUAGCUGAGGGCAGCUGAGGGGAGACGACCGCAUUGGCCACUUUUCUUCAGUCAGCACAGAUCUGUCGUGCUGCUGGAGACCAGUCGAUCUGUUAGGCUGGGGUCUAUCAGAGGAUGAGCCUGACUGUACAGGACUGUGUUUAUCACUUACAUUUGUUGUUAUUACUGUCUUUGUAAUUAUUGUUAUUGUUAUUAUAAUCAUUUCUUUUUUUUUUUUUACCAAGUAUAACUCAGCUUAUUGUUUGUCGAUCAAACGAUGAAACUUGUGAAGUUUCAUGAAAAAUGCUUGCAAAAACCCCGUGGAAAAGGGAGGAAGGAAAGUAACAUAAGCCACUUGCAUCUUCUGUGUUUUACUUUUGAAAUGAGUUCAAGUCAGAAAGGAGACGCACUUUUCUGUUGGCGACAUGACUUCUUGUCUUAUGUUUCUUUGAAUCUGAAUGCUUUACUGGAAAUAUUUCUUUUCUGUCGUGUGAGCCGACCCUGUUCUUCGGCCAGAGAGGUUUAACUUAUUGAGAAAGACUUGGUGUUUUUUCUACCUUUUUCACAAUUAAUGCAUCUAUGCUUCGGUAAUGGAAUUAAAAAAAAAACAUAGAAUUUUUUUCCCCUCUUAUUUUGGCGUCUGUUCACAGAGGUGAAAGGUGUGAAAACUUGCACUGAAUGUUCUAUUUUCCAGCUGGUGUCGGCCUGUUUUUCUAACUACACACAGGUAUGCAAACAGGGUAUAUGCAAAUCAAUGGAAACUUUUCAUUCCUAAUGGCUUUAUAUGUUAUCAGUAUUAGAACAGACUUAAUGCACAAACAAUAACUUGUUUUGUAAGCAAACAUGUGAAAACAACUAAAAAGCAGGAAUGCAUUCUGCUUUCAUGUCCA
Messenger RNA from Melanotaenia boesemani (Boeseman's rainbowfish), 2970 nucleotides. It is a transcript of the gene mta1, whose product is annotated as metastasis associated 1. The record is from RefSeq and is a predicted model, not a curated record. Bases 158 to 2017 code for a protein of 619 amino acids. Gene Ontology annotation, molecular function: transcription coactivator activity; sequence-specific DNA binding; histone deacetylase binding. The transcript is spliced from 19 exons. Gene Ontology annotation, biological process: double-strand break repair; response to ionizing radiation; negative regulation of transcription by RNA polymerase II. Gene Ontology annotation, cellular component: NuRD complex; nucleoplasm. Lineage: Eukaryota; Metazoa; Chordata; Actinopteri; Atheriniformes; Melanotaeniidae.